Molecule: messenger RNA, 861 nt
Organism: Fusarium tjaetaba
Lineage: Eukaryota; Fungi; Ascomycota; Sordariomycetes; Hypocreales; Nectriaceae
Product: fuculose-phosphate aldolase
Exons: 2
Coding region: 1-861 (286 amino acids)
Cellular component (GO): cytoskeleton
Molecular function (GO): actin filament binding
Source: RefSeq, a predicted model, not a curated record
AUGUCACCAUCUGCCACCACAGCUAGCCCAAUAGGCCAAUCCAUCCUAAACACAGCAAAGGCCCAAGAUGGCAGAGUGAAACGCAUCCACAAGAUUCCAGAGUUUUCUACCAAAGAAGCUACGAGACAAUGGCAACUGGGACAAAUGGCUGCAGCAUUUCGUGUGUUUGCCAAACUUGGGUAUGCUGAUGGAAGCAGUGGCCAUAUUAGUUUGAGAGAUCCUGUUGAUCCAGAAUCCUUUUGGAUCAAUCCAUAUGGCGUUCACUUCGGGUUAUUAACCGUAUCUGAUAUGGUUCACAUUGAUGAGAAUGGCAAUCGUAUUGGGGGUGCAGAGAAACCUGUCAACACAGCUGGUUUCAUCAUUCACGCUGCCAUUCACAAACGUCGUCCAGAUAUCAACGCUGCUUGUCAUCUUCACAGUCCAUACGGCCGGGCCUGGUCAACCUUUGGCAAGCCCAUCGAAAUGAUCAAUCAGGACAGCUGUAUGUUCUACAACGAUCUCGCCGUCUAUGCCAAUUUUGGGGGAGUCGUUUUCGCCAAGGAAGAAGGCAAUAGGCUUGCUGAUGCUCUUGGAGCCACCAAGAAGAACAUCAUUUUGCAGAACCACGGCCUUCUUACUUCGGGGGGUACCAUUGGUGAAGCAGCAGCGUUCUUCAUCGCUUUGGAGCGGGCAUGCCAGGCACAAUUGCUUGUAGAAGCUGCUGUGGCUCCGAAUGGAUCUCAGCUCAAGAAGUCUAUCGUGAGUGAUGAGGAGGCUCAGUAUACAAAAGACAACACAGGGAGUCCUGAAGCGAUGUAUAUGCAGUUUGAGCCCGAGUAUCAGAUGCUUCUCAAGGAAUCCAAGGGCGACUUUUUGCAAUAA